Malurus melanocephalus (red-backed fairy wren) is the source of this 4860-nucleotide messenger RNA. It is a transcript of the gene PACSIN3, whose product is annotated as protein kinase C and casein kinase substrate in neurons 3. The transcript is spliced from 12 exons. The record is from RefSeq and is a predicted model, not a curated record. Gene Ontology annotation, cellular component: plasma membrane; endosome; cytoplasm. Gene Ontology annotation, biological process: plasma membrane tubulation; regulation of endocytosis; cytoskeleton organization. Bases 298 to 1677 code for a protein of 459 amino acids. Gene Ontology annotation, molecular function: phospholipid binding; protein binding. Lineage: Eukaryota; Metazoa; Chordata; Aves; Passeriformes; Maluridae.
GCCGCCGCCAUCGGAGCGCCCCAAGCCCGGGCCCGCCCCGCGGGAGCUGCUGGAGGCGGGGCGGGACCCCCUUGUCCCACGGCUGAAAUAGGGGGAGGGCUCAGCCCGCGCCUCGCCCAGGUGGCUGCUGCCCGCCGAGCCUCCUGCGGAGCCGCGCCGCCUGCGAGUCUUUUUUCAGAGUUUGAAGAGCUUGAGACACACGUGCCGGCUUCCCACUGCUCCCCUGUGGCAUCUCACUUUCAGCUGUCAGGUUAACUGAAAUCUGCAAACAUUCCCUGCUGCAAGAAAGAGAGGGUGAUGUCAUCAGAAGAUGAUGCUGGCGGGGAGGCUCCUGGGGGCAGUUUCUGGGAGGCUGGAAACUACAAGCGGACAGUGAAACGUGUAGAUGAUGGCUACAGGCUCUGCAAUGAUCUCAUCUCCUGCUUCCAGGAGCGAGCCAAGAUAGAGAAGAACUAUGCCCAGCAGCUAACAGAGUGGUCCCGUAAGUGGAGGACCAAUGUGGAGAGAGGUCCACAGUAUGGUACUCUGGAAAAGGCCUGGCAUGCCUUCCUGACAGCUGCAGACAAACUGAGUGAAAUUCACUUGGCUGUCCGGAACCACCUGGCUGGUGAAGACUCAGAUAAGAUCAAGGCCUGGCAGAAGGAGGCCUACCACAAACAGAUGAUUGGAGGCUUCAAGGAAACAAAGGACGCAGAGGAAGGAUUCCGCAAGGCCCAGAAGCCCUGGGUGAAGAAGAUGAAAGAUGUGGAGACUUCUAAGAAAAACUAUCAUGCAGCCCGGAAGGAGGAGAAAACAGCUCAUACAAGGGAGAACCAUGCCAAAGCAGACUCAUCUGUCUCACAGGAGCAGAUGCGCAAGUUGCAGGAGCGUGUGGAGAAGUGCACUCAGGAGGCUGAGAAGUGCAAGGAUCAGUAUGAGAAGAUGCUGGAAGAGUUGAACCGCUACAAUCCCCGCUACAUGGAAGACAUGGAGCAAGUGUUUGAGGGCUGUCAGGAGGCAGAGCGCAAGAGAUUGUGCUUCUUUAAGGAGAUGCUUCUGAAUCUGCACCAGCAUCUCAACCUUUCCACCAGUGAAAGCUUUCAUGCAUUGUAUCGGGAUCUCCACCAAGUCAUCAUGGCUGCAGACAACCAGGAGGACCUGAAGUGGUGGCGCAACACUCAUGGACCGGGCAUGKCAAUGAAUUGGCCUCAGUUUGAGGAAUGGUCCCUCGAAACACAGAGGCAAAUCACCAAGAAGGAGAAGAGUGGCAAGAUGGCUGAUGAUGUCACACUGACCAGCAUUUUGCCUGCACGGGAUGGUGUUGUCUCACAGACCCCUCUGCAGACAAAGCAAAGGUUUUCCUAUCAAGAGGAGCAGAACAGCUUCUUCUAUGACACCCUGAAGGCACCAGCCCAUGUGAACGGAGGGAAGGAAGACAUUUCGGAGUGGUCAGAUGAGGACACUCCCAAGAAGUGCCUGGAUGCCAACGGGCAUGAGGAAGACCUAAAGGUACCAGGUGUACGGGUACGAGCACUCUAUGAUUACACAGGACAGGAGGCUGAUGAGCUGAGCUUUAAAGCAGGUGAAGAACUAAUGAAGAUUAGUGAGGAAGAUGAGCAGGGCUGGUGCAAGGGCCGACUUCUCACUGGUCAAGUUGGACUCUAUCCUGCUAAUUAUGUUGAGAAGGUUGGAUCAUGAUUGCUGCUUCCUUUUCAGUGCCUCACAGCCAUACCAGCAUCUCCUGCAGAGGUCACUGGGUCACUCCAGGCCCCAACCCACCUCUGCAGUAUAUCCAGCAGCUUCUGGACUUUAAAGGCACAUAUUCCAUGUAACUAAUGCUUAAUUUUAAACACCUAGAUCUGUAGGGAUUUUCUAAAAAAAUAAACAAGGAUGAAUAAAGACUUUCCUGAGCACUAUAGUAGUUUAGGAGUGCAGAAAGAAACUUGCACUUUCACUUGCACUGAAUGAAAGCAGAUAAGAGUUUCCAUGAAGUUUUCCAAGUAUUUUCAUGUGUUCUCUCUAUAAAAGAGAGAAAGCACACUUCCUUGGCUUUAAUGCCCAUGCAUCCAUAGGGUGUUGAGGUCUGCCCUACCUCCAGGCUUCCUGUUCAAGGAAUUUUGGAUGUGCAGGGUAAUAGGGAACUUCUGCUGUUGUUUUCCCCUUUUUUAGCUCCAUAAGCUGACUGGCAGAAAGCUCUUUAUUCUCCUAUAUAUUUUAUAAGUUUUCAGUAUCCCUCACCUGCAAGUUUCUUGGCUUCCCUGGUAAGGCAGCUGGUAUAAGUCAUACAGCUUCAACCUGAACAUCCCCUUCCACUGCCCUCUUAUUUGUUGUGAUAACGACAGGAGUGAAUGAUAGUAUAGCUGAGGCACAGGAGAAGGAAGCUUCUGUCUUGCAUGGUGUGGCUGUUUGCACAUUUAAUGACGUGUGAACAGACCUGUUGUGCAGCAAGUUGAAGUUAAUUGAAUGCUCCCUGAGCUAUAAUGGACACGUGCUGAAGGCUGGUUUUAAAAAAAUGACAGCAACAUUCCACUGCUGUUCUCUCUAGGAUCCCUAAAUUCACUUGUGUAUGUUGAGGUUUCUAAUGCAUCUAGAUUAUUUUGGCUACACCUCUUUUCAAGAGCACUUGGCACACAGUAGAGGCCCUCUUUUUUUCCUCUUGGACAUCUGCUUGACUUACACAGGGCUGGAUGUGUACUCCCUGCUUUGCCAAAGACCCUGCACUUGUGAUGAGGGUAGCACUGUGGAAGUUGCCUGCUGGCUGGCACAAAUUAGCUAUAGAGGGGUAAUUCCCCUUCUCAUCCUGAAUUGCUGUAAGUGCACUUAUUCCCAGUUGUUAAGUGCCAUUCAGCAGGGAAGAGUUAUCAAAUCUUUAUCUUACCUGUCCUGCCUUUCAAAGCCUGUGAGGCUGCUGGGAUGCCCUGGCCUCCUGCUCCUAGUGCUCUGCAUACUACAACAUAAGGGCUGAUAAGCCCAAGCACUUGAGGKAACAAAAACCUGAAAAAGCUCCCAGGGUUGGAGAAACAAAGRAAAACAAGCAGUUGCUUAAAAAUGGCUUACUUAGUACAUCUGCUUGAAAUUGCUGCUGAAAUGCGUUUUKGGCUUAGCAAGUGUGAGUGACCUGGCUAUGUCAGACUCACAAAACUCAGUCAAGCCUCCACCAACCACACGGGUUAACUGUUCCAGAGUUGUUUGGAAAAAGGGUGCUACACAUAAAGUCUGAAAUCACGGGUGAACAUUMGGAUUAAAUGGCCAGUAGCAUGUUAACAGCAGCUAGUAAACCAAAAUGUAAACUGAAACAGAGGAGGGGAUAGGCAUGCUCAAACACUGAUAAUUAAAAUAUCACAAACAUCUUGUUGCCUGACUGAGCAGAAAUUAACCUUUUCCAGCAUACUGGAUGCCUUGAAGUGUAGUCUGCCAUGGACAAAGAGAUCAGAGACUAAUGCUGCUUAGUGUUGUUGUGAGACUACAGAAGUUUAGCAGUUGAAAAGCUUUGCUCAAAAUCCCUAGCACUGUACUUCAUGAAUAGGGAAGAGGGGUGCAAACCAAAAGGAUAAAGCUAAAGCAUUUGGCUCAAAGUCUAUUAUGUUAUUUCUUGAGAAAAGACRAAAUAUUUCCAAAAGGCAAUUAAAUAUCUAAGCAACAGGCAUUGAAAUGGCUGGAUUUAGCUAUGAAUUUACUUAGUAUUCUAGCUUCAGUAUCUGAAGAUGCCUCUAAGCUUAUGCCAUGCAGUUAGAGGUGUUGGUGUAUAAGCACUUGAAUUUGUUUAAAGAUCAAGUCUCUGCUUUCAGUUCUGUGUCCYGGGUAAAAGUACAAUUACUGCACAACACUAAUGAUAAGUGUUCCACUUGCUGACCCACAAUGGAAUGAUUUCUUGCUCCUUUGUCCUAGCACACAUGAAUGUGAAGAGAGCCAUGCCUGUGAGGCUUUUGAGAGAACUGAGACUAAUACAGUCAGUGCUAAAAUGACCUGAGAUGUCCUAUGAACAAUACUGAGGUUUACCUGAUUAGCCUGCAUAUUUCAAACACUAAUGCUAGACUUUCAUGUAAGGUCAACRAAUGGUAGAAGGGAGCUACAGAGGAUAACAAGGAAAAUUGACUUCAGCUCCUCUUCUGAGUUCUACUCAGGCUAAUUAGGGAUGGAACUAGGUGUGGCCAGAAUGUGCUGAAGGACARAAAUGUCCAGCAGACAGAACCUCUGAUUACAGUACAAACAACCUGAAAUUCCACAGGACAAAGUCUGAACAGACUUGUUUGUCCUAGGAAAACAUGACCACCUGAUUAUAAUAGGCUGCUUGAAGGUUUUCAGAAAUAGUGACAUACUGCAGUUAUGUGAACAAGUCCUCUAAGGAAUGUUUGCACAUCAGAAAUUCCUGCCAAGAGCUGAAGUAAUGGACAGCAGACAACACAUUGAGAAUGAAGAAUUGCUUGGCUGGACUAUACCUCAUAAACUGGCAUGGCAUUUAGUCCUGGCUGCCCAAAACCAUCUGGAUUAAUAAAACAGAGUCUGUGUGGUAAAGAACUAGCUGGAGGGAAGGGGAAAAAAAACUCAAACCAUCCCACAUCUAAUGAUCUUACGUUAAAAGUAAUAGCUCUGCCUGGAUACUUGGUUUUCCACAGAAGCAAAUUAGGUUUUGUUAACCACAAAGGUCCUAGUUGAAGCUUGCCAUCUAUGCUAUGCCAAAAGUUUUAUGUGUGAACGGAGAGAUAUGUACACAUAAACUAAUUGCUGUGCCUGAAUUCCAGAAGGCCAAUGAAGCCUGCUCUUCCCUCAUGGUUUUUGUAAAAACAUACAAAUGCAUCUCUGUGCCUGAUGGGCAACACAGUGAAAAUUUAUCUGGUCAUAUUUUAUUUUUUAAUAAAGCCGUUCCUUGUGGAAAGUUCA